AGAACAUAACAAUAAACUUAAUCUCCUUUUUAGAAAACAAGGGCAGCCUAGUUGCACAGCAACCAAACCUCUCGCCCAAGACCGAUUUUGAUUAGAAUGGUAAACAGCGGUGACCCAUUCAAAGAUGGCGGCAGACAGCCACUUUGAAUGUGUGUAGCUCUCCACAGCCCCGCCAAUAAUCCAAUCUCCGGCAUCAGGCUCCUAAAAGAAUUCACUAAGCCUCUUCCGAGUCUCCCAUUCUGAAGGAACAAGAAAGGAAAGAGAUGGCACAAACGCGCUCUGGAUGCCUUGCACAAACAUGGCCGCGGGUGCGUCAGCAGCUGCAGGAAGCCGCCCCGCACGGGGGCGCGCGCAGCGCAGGCGCACUUCCGGUCAUUCCGCGGAGGUGGCGGUGGUGGAGGUGGUAGUUGCCGGUCGGGGCAUGGUCCCCGGUUCCGAGGGCCCGGCCCGUGCCGGGGGCCUGGUGGCCGACGUAGUGUUUGUGAUCGAGGGCACGGCCAACUUGGGGCCCUACUUCGAGGGCCUCCGCAAGCACUACCUGCUCCCGGCCAUCGAGUAUUUUAAUGGUGGUCCUCCUGCGGAGACAGACUUUGGGGGAGAUUAUGGGGGGACCCAGUACAGCCUUGUCGUAUUCAACACAGUGGACUGUGCUCCCGAGUCCUACGUACAAUGUCACGCUCCUACCAGCAGCGCCUAUGAGUUUGUCACCUGGCUCGAUGGCAUUAAGUUCAUGGGUGGCGGAGGCGAGAGCUGCAGCCUCAUCGCGGAAGGCCUCAGCACCGCCUUGCAGCUGUUCGACGACUUUAAGAAGAUGCGGGAGCAGAUUGGCCAGACUCACCGUGUCUGCCUUCUCAUCUGUAACUCGCCGCCAUAUCUGCUGCCCGCUGUGGAGAGCACCACGUACUCCGGUUACACGACAGAAAACCUUGUGCAGAAGAUUGGGGAGCGUGGCAUCCACUUCUCCAUCGUGUCGCCCCGGAAGCUGCCUGCCCUGCGGCUUCUAUUUGAGAAGGCAGCUCCCCCAGCCCUGCUGGAGCCACUGCAGCCACUGACAGAUGUGAGCCAGGACCCCCGGCACAUGGUGCUGGUGCGGGGGCUCGUGCUGCCUGUCGGAGGUAGCUCAGCCCCCGGCCCCCUCCAGCCAAAGCAGCCUGUCCCGCUGCCUCCAGCCCCCACGUCUGGUGCCACGCUCUCAGCAGCCCCCCAGCAGCCUCUGCCCCCCGUGCCCCAGCAGUACCAGGUCCCCGGGAACCUGAGUGCAGCUCAGGUGGCCGCCCAGAAUGCAGUGGAGGCUGCCAAGAACCAGAAGGCUGGCCUGGGCCCACGCUUCUCACCCAUCAACCCACUCCAGCAAGCUGCUCCAGGGGUGGGUCCCCCCUUCAGCCAGGCCUCGGCCCCCCCGCUGCCCCCAGGGCCCCCUGGUGCCCCCAAGCCACCUCCCGUGUCCCAGCCCAGCCUUGUCUCCAGUGUGGCUCCUGGCCCCGGCCUGGCCCCGCCUGCGCAGCCCGGGGCACCGUCCAUGGCAGGCUCGGUAGCCCCGGUGGGGGUGAGCGGCCCCUCCCCUGCCCAGCUGGGGGCCCCAGCACUAGGAGGGCAGCAGUCGGUCUCCAACAAACUCCUGGCCUGGAGCGGGGUCCUCGAGUGGCAGGAGAAACCAAAGCCUGCCUCUGUGGAUGCCAACACCAAGCUGACGCGCUCCCUGCCCUGCCAGGUCUAUGUGAACCAUGGAGAGAACCUGAAGACGGAGCAGUGGCCACAGAAGCUGAUCAUGCAGCUCAUCCCCCAGCAGCUGCUGACUACCCUCGGCCCUUUGUUCCGGAACUCGAGGAUGGUCCAGUUUCACUUCACCAACAAGGACUUGGAGUCCCUUAAAGGCCUCUACCGCAUCAUGGGCAACGGCUUCGCGGGCUGCGUGCACUUCCCUCACACGGCCCCCUGCGAGGUGCGCGUGCUGAUGCUCCUGUACUCGUCCAAGAAGAAGAUCUUCAUGGGUCUCAUCCCCUACGACCAGAGCGGCUUCGUCAACGGCAUCCGGCAGGUCAUCACCAAUCACAAGCAGGUCCAGCAACAGAAGCUGGAGCAGCAGCGAGGGAUGGGGGGACAGCAGGCACCCGCAGGGCUGGGCCCCAUCCUGGAGGACCAGGCGAGGCCCACACAGAAUCUGCUCCAGCUCCGCCCGCCGCAGCCCCAGCCACCGGGUGCUGUUGGGGCCACUGGUGCGGCAGGGCAGCCGCAGCCUCAAGGUGCCGCCCAAGCCCCCCAGGGAGCUCCCCAAGGCCCUCCUGGAGCAGCCCCUGGCCCACCCCCACCUGGCCCAAUCCUUCGGCCGCAGAACCCCGGGGCCAACCCCCAGCUGCGGAGCCUCCUCCUGAACCCCCCUCCGCCCCAGAGUGGGGUGCCCCCACCCCAGGCCUCCCUGCACCACCUCCAGCCUCCAGGGGCUCCUGCUCUGCUGCCCCCUCCACACCAGGGCCUGGGGCAGCCCCAGCUUGGGCCCCCGCUCCUGCACCCGCCGCCCACCCAGUCUUGGCCUGCGCAGCUGCCCCCGCGGGCUUCCCUGCCAGGUCAGAUGCUGCUGAGCGGGGGUCCCCGGGGCCCGGUCCCCCAGCCGGGCCUGCAGCCCAGCGUCAUGGAGGACGACAUCCUCAUGGACCUCAUCUGAACCCCCGACACCCAAUAAAGUUCCUUUUAACACAC
Messenger RNA from Trichechus manatus latirostris (Florida manatee), 2697 nucleotides. RefSeq names its product mediator complex subunit 25 (gene MED25). The transcript is spliced from 18 exons. The record is from RefSeq and is a predicted model, not a curated record. NCBI's taxonomy places the organism in Eukaryota, Metazoa, Chordata, Mammalia, Sirenia, Trichechidae. Gene Ontology annotation, cellular component: mediator complex; transcription regulator complex. Bases 284 to 2662 code for a protein of 792 amino acids. Gene Ontology annotation, biological process: positive regulation of transcription by RNA polymerase II.